AUGGACAAUUUGAACUAUACUUCUAUACCUGCACCAUCGCAGGGUAGAUAUCCGGCCGCCUUCCCUUUCUUCCUGCACAUCCAGCACGUCCGAUAUCAACCAGCUCUCCAUACACCGGCCAGCGUCGAAGGUCCAGAAUUCUAUUGGCGGCCAUCCCACCUAGGUCAAUUUGUAGUUGAGAGUUCAUCAGAUUGGUGGACCUGGGUUCCCUACCAGCCUCAAGGAGGCCUACGUCGACCAACGCAGCAAGAAAAUGAGCGGCGCAGAUUGCACGGGACCAGCACUUUGGUCUGGGAUCCCGAGCGUCACGGCUAUAUACAUGCACCCAUCGACUGUACUACUGACUCCUUUAGGACUUUCAGGGCUGAAGAUUGGCGGCGACUCUCCUUUGGCCGUCACGAAGCCGAUGGGGACUCUAAUCUGGCAGUCCUUGGCCACCACAUGGAUGACUAUCGACUGCACCUCCAAGGGCCAGGUUCCUGGUUUGAGCAACUUCUGCCUGACGUCUGCCAGGCGCAGGUGGACAGUCAACCAACGUGUAGGCUGGCCGGGUACCUUAGCAUCCUUGUCGGCCUCCUUGCCUUUGGUGUCAAGCCAGAUGAUGAUUAUAAGGCAAUCAUCAGGUCUUUCAGACCAGACAUGUUCUCGACGCGGUUCCGUCCUCAUCAACUGCAGCAGAAUCCAAGACACAAGAAACGCUCAAUGGUCAUCGAGAUUGGAUUUGAUCCAGAGUGGACGUCGGCCGACCAACUUUCUGCUUGGGAGCGCGGCGACUACGGCGAGAUGUUCAGCUGA
Molecule: messenger RNA, 795 nt
Organism: Fonsecaea multimorphosa CBS 102226
Lineage: Eukaryota; Fungi; Ascomycota; Eurotiomycetes; Chaetothyriales; Herpotrichiellaceae
Exons: 2
Coding region: 1-795 (264 amino acids)
Source: RefSeq, a predicted model, not a curated record